Amphiprion ocellaris (clown anemonefish) is the source of this 2468-nucleotide messenger RNA. RefSeq names its product 7-dehydrocholesterol reductase (gene dhcr7). The transcript has 8 exons. Gene Ontology annotation, cellular component: endoplasmic reticulum membrane. NCBI's taxonomy places the organism in Eukaryota, Metazoa, Chordata, Actinopteri, Pomacentridae. Gene Ontology annotation, molecular function: 7-dehydrocholesterol reductase activity. Bases 139 to 1557 code for a protein of 472 amino acids. Gene Ontology annotation, biological process: brassinosteroid biosynthetic process; cholesterol biosynthetic process. The record is from RefSeq and is a predicted model, not a curated record.
GCGGAGUCUGUGGGGCCAUGGUGAGCUCUCCAGCGGUUACAUGAAAAACAGCACCUGGGAGGAGAGACGAGACGAGUUAUCUUCUUUCUUCGUCGUCCGCCGGUGCAGAUAUCUACAGAGUCGAAAGGUGCAGUAGCCAUGGAGUCCACCAGGAGACGUACCCAGCACAGUUCCAAUGGCAAAACCUCCGAACACAUGGAGCAGCCAGCACAGUGGGGCAGAGCAUGGGAGGUUGACUGGUUUUCCCUCAUCGGCGUAAUUAGCCUCCUUUGCUUCGCCCCUUUCAUUGUCUUCUACUUUGUGAUGGCCUGUGAUCAGUACCAGUGUUCGAUCAGCCAGCCUCUGUUUGAGUUAUACAGCGGUGAAACCACACUACUCUCCAUCUGGGCCCGAUCACCCUCCUUCACGUGGUCAGCUGCUAAGAUUUAUGCCAUCUGGGUGGGCUUCCAGGUGUUCCUGUAUAUGUGUAUUCCCGAUGUCACCAAUAAGUUUAUUCCUGGCUAUGUUGGUGGAGUGCAGGAUGGAGCACGAACUCCUGCUGGCCUGAUUAACAAGUACGAGAUCAACGGGCUACAGUGUUGGCUGAUCACUCAUGCCUUGUGGUUUGCCAAUGCCCAUUACUUCCACUGGUUCUCUCCCACCAUCAUAUUCGACAACUGGAUCCCUCUGAUGUGGUGCACCAAUAUACUGGGCUAUGCUGUGUCUACCUUUGCUUUCAUAAAAGCUUAUUUUUUCCCUACAAACUCUGAGGACUGCAAAUUCACAGGGAACAUCUUCUACAACUACAUGAUGGGCAUUGAGUUCAACCCCCGCAUUGGCAAGUGGUUUGACUUCAAGCUUUUCUUCAAUGGCCGACCCGGCAUUGUAGCCUGGACUCUUAUCAACCUGUCUUACAUGGCCAAGCAGCAAGAACUGUACGGCCACAUCACCAACUCCAUGAUUCUGGUCAAUGUUCUGCAGGCUAUUUAUGUAUUGGACUUCUUCUGGAAUGAGGCGUGGUACCUGAAGACCAUUGAUAUCUGCCAUGACCACUUUGGAUGGUAUCUUGGCUGGGGAGACUGUGUCUGGCUGCCAUACCUCUACACACUGCAGGGUUUAUACUUGGUGUACCACCCAGUCCAGCUCUCAGAUGCCCACGCUCUGGCCGUGCUGUUGCUCGGCCUCGUUGGGUAUUACAUCUUUCGCUCCACCAAUCACCAGAAGGAUCUGUUCCGCCGCACAGAGGGCUCCUGCUCUAUUUGGGGCCACAAGCCGACAUACAUCGAGUGCUCGUACCAGUCUGCUGACGGUGGCAUCCACCACAGUAAACUCCUGACCUCAGGCUUCUGGGGUGUGGCCCGGCACUUCAACUACACAGGUGACCUGAUGGGUUCUCUAGCCUACUGUGCUGCCUGUGGCUUUGGCCACAUACUUCCAUACUUUUACAUUGUUUAUAUGACCAUUCUGCUGGUCCACCGCUGUGUGCGUGAUGAGCACCGCUGCAGCAGCAAGUAUGGCAAAGACUGGAAACGCUACACAGAUGCCGUGCCUUACCGGCUGAUUCCUGGAAUGUUUUAGAAAGAGGAGGCGGGAAAAACUGGGAAGAAGUUGGAGAGAUUGGGACAAAGAUUAAGACAGAUACAUAAGUUAUGACAUGGUAAUAAGCUGUCAAGAUCAACAUGACUUUUCUGCAUAUCGAGAACACAGUACCCUACACAUUCUACACUGUAUUUCAUACAUUCUUUUUUAUUAUGUUCCUUAUAUAUUAGAGCACUGUACAUGUGUAUGUUCAGGUAGAGUAUGUUUAUCGCUGUACUUCUCUGCCUCAGUAAAGGCAGUUUGAUUCACAAGUCUGCUUUCUUUAAGCUGUGACAGUUUAACAUGGCGACACACAUUUUUAAAAACAGCGCAAUGUACAAUGUUUUUGGAGUUAGCAGGACCAAGCACAACUCAAAUCCAGCUGAAGACAAAAUCAGGAGCAGAAGCAAGAGUCAGUAUGUAUGGCAGGCUUACAUUUCUCAAAUAUUUGAAUUUGAUGGUUAUGCGUUAUAUUAUUGUAAAUAUAACGUGGGUUUCUUUUGACUGUGGUGAAAAUAAUACGUUUAAAGAUAUCACUUAGCUCUCAGGUCAUUAUGAAGUUUAAGGCUGUAAGAGCUGAGCAUCAACUACAAUGCCUUGUUGCUGCCUAAUGGUAAAUGGACCAAUGUGAUUGUUGGCUCUGCUACCACGACCUGCAUGACAGAAAAGUUAUCUAGUCUCUGAAUAAAGAUCGUCUGAGGGCUGAGCUUUGUAUAGACAGCGUAAACAAUUUAAAUGACCUGCUAGACUUUUAACAACCACAGAAUAUAAGCACCUGAACAGCAAUGAAAUUCAAGCUCGAUGUUGAUAGAGAUAUUUUUUGCUUUGUUAAACCAUCACAUUCGUUUAGUGUUUAUUUCCUCAUACCAACACUGCCUUUCUGAUAAAAAUAAAGAAACACAAUAAACUUA